CCAGUCAAAUACACACUCCCCGUUUACCUCUUCUCCAUCCCCUAUCUAGCUACAUCCCUAUAUUACCAACACACCGUACGUUCUUCCACGCAACGAAACACCACGGCCACCACCCACCCACGGGUCGAUCGAUCGAACGUACGUCGCGAUGCAUCUACAAGCGCUCUUCUCCGUCCUAGCAGCAACAUGCUUGGUGCUGCACCAAUUGACGUUGCCGGCGUCGGCGGCCGUGGCGACGUGCGCGCCCAAGGCGUGCGGGAACGUGACGAUCCAGUACCCGUUCUGGCUCACGGACGCCGCCCAGCCGGCGCCGUGCGGCCCGUCGGCGUUCCAGGUGGACUGCCGCGGCGGCCGCGCGUCCCUGGCCCGCUCCUUCCGCGGCGGCUACAAGCUCCUCCGCGUCUCCUACGCCGACCGCGCCGUGGUCGUGGCCAACGACAACGUCCAGACGGACGACGCCGGCUGCCCCGUGCCCAAGAUCGACGUCUCCGCCAGCCUCAGCCUCGCGCCCUUCUCCGCCAGCACCACCAACCGCCAGCUCCUCUUCCUCUUCAACUGCACGGCCCCCGCGGCGACGGCGGGGUUCGUCGACGUCACGUGCCCCGGGACGGCGGCCGUGGUGCGGCUCGACGCGCGGUACAACACCACUGAGGCGAGGGCCGUGGCCGGCGGGUGUGACUACGCGGUGGUGCCGGUGGCCGGGUCGUUGUCGCCGGGCGCCAGCGCCGGGGUGGAGUACCCGCGGCUGCUCAGGGAAGGGUACCUGCUGCAGUGGAGGGCGUCGGCCGGGGACUGCGGCGCGUGCGGCGCCAGCGGCGGCCAGUGCGGGUACGACUCCGACGCCGAGGCCUUUGCGUGCGUUUGCGCCGACGGAUCAUCGCGCCCGGCCAGAUGCGAUGGGAAGAAAUCCAGCAACAAGGUCAUCCUGAUAGCAUCAGUGUCCGCCACAGCUUGCUUGAUCCUGCUGGUGUGCCUCGUCAUGGCCUUGAAAUUUCAUCGACAAAUCCGCAGCAUGAGUUUUGUAUCCAACAUCAUGGACAAAAACAUCAAAGCUGACAAUGCAAACGUUGAGAAGCUGCUCAAGAAGUACGGCUCCCUGGCUCCCCGGAGGUACAGGUACUCGGAGCUUAAGAAGAUAACCAGCAAUUUCAAGCACAAGCUCGGCGAAGGCGGCUACGGCGCAGUGUUCCUGGGCACUCUGGGUGAUCGGCGGGCGGUCGCUGUCAAGUUCCUGCACCACUCCAGGCCCAACGGCGAGGAUUUCCUCAACGAGGUGAUCAGCAUCGGCCGGACGUCCCAUGUCAACAUCGUCACCUUGCUUGGGUUCUGCCUCGAGGGCUCCAAGCGUGCCCUCGUCUAUGAGCACAUGCCGAACGGCUCCCUCGACAAGUACAUCUACUCGUCACCGUCGUCCAAGCCGGAGUCCCCGGUGACAAGACUCGAGUGGGAGACGCUUCAGGAGAUCGCGACGGGGGUGGCACGGGGGCUGGAGUACCUGCACGAAGGGUGCAACACGCGCAUCAUCCACUUCGACGUGAAGCCGCACAACGUGCUGCUGGAUGAAGGGUUCCGGCCCAAGGUGGCCGACUUCGGCAUGGCCAAGCUGUGCGACCCCACGGAGAGCAUCCUGUCCAUGGCCGACGCCAGGGGCACCGUGGGGUUCAUCGCGCCGGAGGUCUUCUCCCGGGGGUUCGGGGUCGUGUCCGCCAAGUCCGACGUCUACAGCUACGGGAUGCUGCUGCUGGAGAUGGUCGGGGGCCGGAGCAACGUCAAGGCCUACGCCGCCGCCAAGGAAACCGACAUGUUCUUCCCGCUCUGGAUCUACGAUCACCUGCUCGGCGACGGCGGCGUGCUGGUCGCGCGACAGGACGGUGGAGGCGACGCCGAGGAGGAGACCAUCGCGAGGAAAAUGGCGUUGGUCGGGCUGUGGUGCAUACAGACCGUUCCGGCGAACCGGCCGUCGAUGGCCAAGGUGCUCGAGAUGCUGGAGAGGAGCAUCGACGAGCUGGCCAUGCCGCCGAGGCCGUACCACCCUUCUUCUCCUUCCAAUUCUCCUUCUCUGUCGCACUCACUGCCGUCGAGCUAUCCAUCUUCUGCAUCGGGCUACACUCAAGGAUCAAGAUCGUUUACAACAGAGAGCACAAAAUAACUAAAAGUCUGUUGUACAGUCAGCAGAAAAAGAAGCAGGGAUGUCCCGUGAGCAAAGUCAACGUUAGACGUUCGUAACCAUUCUUGAGUUGUAGCCAAGAAGUUCUUAAUUUGCAUGCAUGGAGGGGCGAUGGACAACAGCAAUACUACCCAGCGAUGUCCGCAUCUCCGUGCGUAUUGCUACAUAUAUAGAUCCAAUUAUUAUUGAAGCCCGAAGGAAUAUGUGAUUUGUCCUUUAAAUAGUUAAUACCCCAUAUGUGAGAAAUACAUAGACAACUUAAUCGUACUUAAUGGUGGUGUACCAAUUAUAAUCAACUAAAUUAUGAGAGAUUUGUGUUU
Molecule: messenger RNA, 2487 nt
Organism: Triticum urartu
Lineage: Eukaryota; Viridiplantae; Streptophyta; Magnoliopsida; Poales; Poaceae
Product: LEAF RUST 10 DISEASE-RESISTANCE LOCUS RECEPTOR-LIKE PROTEIN KINASE-like 2.1
Biological process (GO): protein phosphorylation
Molecular function (GO): protein kinase activity; polysaccharide binding; ATP binding
Source: RefSeq, a predicted model, not a curated record